AUGCGCCGCAUUGCUGCCCAUCAUUCAGGCACCGUCAUCUUCGUGACUGACCCGGUGGGCUUCUACGCGAUGCAGCACCACGGGCGCGGGCUGAUCUGUUCCUACAAGCAACCCUAUGAAGCGUUCCUAAAGGAGGCGACAGCCGCCAGUCCUCCGUCGGCGGCCAUGUCGUUCCGCGUGGAGAAACCGGGAAAGAUGCCAUUCUUCGAGUAUGAUGAGCUGGUUUCGCCACUCACCUACCUUGGUGGCUCUAGCCAGCCGGAACUCGACAGUGGCAUCGACUGGCAUCCCUCGCAUCGCUUC
Mesorhabditis spiculigera is the source of this 303-nucleotide messenger RNA. The record is from the annotation of a GenBank genome assembly. NCBI's taxonomy places the organism in Eukaryota, Metazoa, Nematoda, Chromadorea, Rhabditida, Rhabditidae.